Messenger RNA from Dimorphilus gyrociliatus, 676 nucleotides. NCBI's taxonomy places the organism in Eukaryota, Metazoa, Annelida, Polychaeta, Dinophilidae. The record is from the annotation of a GenBank genome assembly.
AAUAUAUAUUAAUUCUUCAUCCGGUUCAGGAGUAUCGAAUCGUAUGAACCAGGCGAAGCUGAGAGAAGUAAAUUUUUUUAUAUAUCUUGUUGAUUGCAAUUAGUUAUUUUCCUUAAGUUCCAUAAAAGAAACCAUGAUUUAUUAUUAAAAUAUCUUCAUAAAAUCGUUCAGUAUAAAAACUCUUAAAACGAUCUCUUUUUAUACUGACUAUUAAUGACCUUCUAACCGAGCGAUAUUUUGUGUUGUACAGAGUUGAAUGAUACACUGGUUAAGAAGAAAUUUUGUUAGUAUUUUAUUUCCAACCUUAACAAUUUGGGCAAUUUCUGCGGAUUUAUCAAGAGGAAAACGCUAUAAGAGUUUAAAGAAUCAAGAAGAAUCUAAAAGAGAAACGGCUUAAAAAGUAAUACUUUUACUUAAUAGUAAAAUUUUUUGCAUUGAUAUCAAUCUAUAAUAUAUAUUUAUUUAUAAUCAGAAAAUGCCUAAGGAUUUCGGAUUAAUACGCGCUAUCACCAGACCCGGACAAGCCGUCAAUUGGUGGCAUGUGGCCAUUGGAGUUGGAUUGAUAUGGGUUGGAAACAAACUAGACUACAGAGAAGAAGUUAAAGGUGAUACCUUCAGAGGAAAGUCCCAUAUGUUUGGCAAGCCUGAUGUCCGAUACGAUAGCAAAGAUUAUUAA